CUUCGAUAAAGUUUUGUAGUCAGUACCACAGUAAGGCUGAUCGCAACCUCUAUUAUGUUUCUUAAUAUCAAGGUUUUGUGUGUUUACGAAGGCCCCUGAGUUACUAAACCAUUACAAAGCAUCGGCAGAGGAGUCAGUACAUGUUAUAACGGUUUCCAAGUAAGUUGAACAGUGUGAGGAGGAGAAUUCUAGUCUGGAAGUUGGUAUUAUCAUCAUAACAAGCCAUUUACGGAAAGGGAACUAGUAAGAAAUAUAGCGAGAAAACCAGGUACUUCGUCUCCACGUGAAAAAAAAAUGAGGACAAUUUCAGUAUCGGUGAUGGCGCUGCCGCUGUUGCUGAUGACAGUGCUGCUGACAGCGCCUUCGCAAGCAUUUUCGUUUUUUCCGAGCAUCUUUGACAGAAACACAACCUGGGACCUCUGCGACAAAUGCAAGUGCCCGACCAUCCUGCAGGAGGCACGCGAACAUGGGGUGAGCUGCAGAGACGUGAAUCUGACCAGUUUAACGGACGGCGUUGUCAUCGAAAGAAACUACUCCAAGGUCGACUUCUCCAAGAACAGCAUCGCCAGCAUCACGAAGGACACAUUCAAGCCUUCGCACACCCUCAAGAGCCUCGACCUGUCUGCCAACGUCAUAGGGAGUCUUGGUGUCCGCGUCUUCAAGCCGCUGAGUUCACUCGACUCCCUGUCGCUCGAGAACAACUUGCUCAGCAGUCUUAACGAAGAGACAUUUGACGGCAUAGGCAACUUGACCUCGCUUGACCUGAGCUACAACAAGCUCUCCGACCUCCCCCCUGGACUGUUCAAGCCCCUUCCAAAGCUGCAGUUUCUCUCCCUGGCUUUCAACCCCCUGGCGAGCAUGGACGGGUCAGUCCUCUGGGGCAGCGAGAGUCUGGUGACCCUUGACCUGUCAGGAAUCGGGUUCAAGACCUUGCAUAAGGAUUUCUUCUCGAGUAAUAUGACAAAAUUGGAAAAGCUGAUUCUCUCCUUCAACGCCAUCGAGGUCGUCCCGUCAAAGGCCCUGUUCAACCUGCGAAACUCUCUCACGUACCUCGAUCUCUCUGCUAAUCCCAUCAAGACGCUGGGAGCAUACUCGUUCUUCAGCCUGAGUUACGUCAAGACCCUCAUCCUGAGACAGAUGCUCCAGCUUGUGUCGAUUGAAGCCUAUUCGUUCGGGGACCUCGUCAGCCUGGAGAGGUGCGAGAUCGCCUACGCCCCCAGGAUCCUGACUUUGGACGGCAAGGCUUUCCACACCAACAAGAACGGCUCGGAUUCCGUCCUCCUGCUCGAGAAUUUCAGCUUCUCCUUCUCCGUCCUCCGCACCCUCCCCGAAGGCCUGCUCAAGUGGGACCAUCUGCGCCAAGUGCGACUCGAGUACAACCAGUGGUGCUGUGACUGUAGCAUGAAGUGGGUCAAGAAUUCGAGUCUGAUUGACUUGGUCGGAGACAGGAUGAUAUGUUCCAGCCCUGACUUUUUACGUGGCCAUCGUCUCGCCAAAGUAAAUGACAAAGAUCUCAUAUGUGGAGUCACCGCCGUCUCUUCACACAAAGCCCCAAUUUCUCCUCCUUCCAGGUCGUUCGGAUUCCUGGUCGGCCUCAUGGUCCUUGGCUUCGUCACGAGUAUAGCAACGGUGGCCCUGCUGGUGUACUGGCGCCAAGGGUGGUUGUGUCGCCGCCCGCAGAACGCCUACUCGAGAGUCAGGGCUGGUCGGACCACCAUAACCGUCACGGAUGAUAUGGAGUGGGACAACGGGGACCUUGAGGCGGAUAGCAAAGCGUAGGAGUUUGGUGGAGUGGAGCAAGAGAGGCUUUGAGACCAGUUGUGGGGUGUGAGGGAGGCUAUGAAACUGGUAGCAAGUGGUGGGAGUCAUGGAGAGUGGAACAAGAUACUCUGCGGCCUGUUAUGAGGCUUGGGGGACGUGUGGAGUGGGACGAAGUUGGACCUUGAAGCGGAUAGCGAAUCGUAAGAGCUUUGUGCAGUGGAAAAUGAUCCUCUGGCGCCAGUUAGGAGCCAUGGGGCAAAAGAGACUGAAACAGGAAGCAAGGGAUGGAAGUUGUGAGGUGUGUAAUAACGUAGACUUUGAAAGCGAUAGUGAGGAAUAGUAGUUUGGCUGGAAAUUCAGCAGAAGAGUGUGGUGUGUUACUUUUGUCGUCGAAAACUGGUUUAUGUUGUGGAGUAGUAAAGGGGAUCUUACAGUUUUAAGACAUUAUUUUCUAAAAGUACGGCUCAUAUAAUACAAAAAAAAAAAUCGUUGUAUAUCUGUAAUGGCUGUAUGAAAAGAUAAACAUAAAAUAGUUUAAGACUCUUAAACUAUAACUACAUUGCUAUAUAUAUAUAUAUAAAAAUAUAUAUAUAUAUGUAUUUUUUGGUUUUUUUUUUUUGUUUACAUAAAAUGUAAUUGUUGUAGUGUUUUUCAAAACAACGUCAUAACAUGGUAACUGUAGAUACAUUACAUUUAAGAGUGUUUGUGGUUGGUACCAAUUAGUAAGAGGUAAAUAACAGUAGAUUAUGCCUAUGUUUACAACCUUCUAUCAUUAUAGAUAAUUGGGUUAUUAUCAUUAGUCAACAUACUAUAUUGUCCUCUCUAUUUAUUCACAAUUCUUUAUCAUCGUUUAUUCUAAGUUUUUAUUCUCCAGCAUUUUCACCAGAACAAAAAAAUACAGUAUUUGUGAACAAUAGGACUCAGUGUAGCAUAUAACAGCAUUAUUCAGAUUUUGACGUUUCGUAAACUGAUACUACUAACAUCAAAUAUUAAGGUAUGAAUGAAAAUAAUCUUCCAUGUAUAUUGUAGUGUCUUGAACUUUUCGAUAAUGGUUUUCAAAAUGUUUUAGCCAUACCAUGCUUUUGAUAUAUUAUUAAUUCAAGGGGUUUAUAUCCAUUGUAGAUUUAUGCUGUGGGUCCUAUAUUAAUUCGUAAUGAAGAGUUGUUUUCUAGUCUUAUAAAGGAAAUUUGUAUUUUCUGUACGAAUAGUUGUUUUUUUUUCAAUAUUCUUCGUGUUUCUGUAUGGUUUAUCAGUAAAGCCUUUCUAAACCGA
Molecule: messenger RNA, 3033 nt
Organism: Penaeus chinensis
Lineage: Eukaryota; Metazoa; Arthropoda; Malacostraca; Decapoda; Penaeidae
Product: toll-like receptor 13
Exons: 9
Coding region: 295-1779 (494 amino acids)
Cellular component (GO): extracellular matrix
Molecular function (GO): protein binding
Source: RefSeq, a predicted model, not a curated record